This is a messenger RNA of Anas platyrhynchos (mallard), 7122 nucleotides long. RefSeq names its product aquarius intron-binding spliceosomal factor (gene AQR). Gene Ontology annotation, molecular function: mRNA binding; helicase activity. The record is from RefSeq and is a predicted model, not a curated record. Gene Ontology annotation, cellular component: catalytic step 2 spliceosome. NCBI's taxonomy places the organism in Eukaryota, Metazoa, Chordata, Aves, Anseriformes, Anatidae. Gene Ontology annotation, biological process: mRNA splicing, via spliceosome.
AGUGUUAGGCCCUGACCUGCUGCCUUCACCUCUGCCUGAGGCUUGCAGGCUGCAGUUUGCAGCCACUGAAAAAUCCUGGUGUAUUUUGGAGGGAUUUGUUAGGGGUAGCCUAACAAAAAUAACAAAAGAAGUUAGCAAAUAAAUACUGGGCUCCGCAUGUGAAGAAAAAAUUGUGCUUUGAUUCAAAGGUUAUUGAAGAUGUAUAUACAAAAGAAAUUGUCAAGUCAAAGUUUGCUAUUAGAAAGAUAAUGCUUCUUGAAUUCAGCCAGUACCUUGAAAAUUACCUAUGGAUGAAUUAUUCUCCAGAGGUGUCCAGUAAGGCAUAUUUAAUGUCAAUCUGCUGUAUGGUGAAUGAGAAGUUCAGAGAGAAUGUCCCUGCGUGGGAGACAUUCAAAAAAAAGCCAGAACACUUUCCUUUCUUCUUCAAAUGCAUAUUGGAAGCGUCACUGGUUGAGAAUGACAAUGAAUUCUCUCUGCAUGAACAAACAGUCCUCCUGCUUUUCCUUGAUCAUUGCUUCAAUAGUUUGGAAGUGGAUUUGAUCAGAAGUCAGGUGCAACAGCUAAUUUCCUUACCAAUGUGGAUGGCUCUACAACCUAAACGACUGGAACAAGAGCUGAAAAAGACACCAAAACUAAGAAAAUUCUGGAAUCUAAUUAAGAAAAAUGAUGAGAAAAUGAAUGAAGAGGCAAGAACACAAGCCUAUCGGGAGAGAAGAUUUCUGUCACAGCUCAUUCAGAAAUUUAUUUCUGUGCUGAAAUCAAUACCCGUCUCAGGUCCUAUUUCUAUGGACAAAGUUCAUUAUUGUGAGAGAUUCAUUGAACUCAUGAUAGAUCUUGAGGCUUUGCUUCCCACACGACGCUGGUUUAACACAGUGUUGGAUGACUCCCAUCUUGUUGUUCACUGUUACCUAUCUAGUCUUGCCAAGAGAGAGAAGGAAGGUCAUCUCUUCUGCCAGCUUUUAGAUAUGCUUAAAUUCUACACUGGCUUUGAAAUCAAUGAUCAGACUGGAAAUGCUUUGACAGAGAAUGAGAUGACGACAAUUCACUAUGAUAGAAUUACUUCUUUACAGAGAACAGCAUUUGCACAUUUCCCAGAGUUAUAUGACUUCGCACUCUCAAAUGUGGCUGCAGUAGAUACUCGUGAUUCACUGGUGAAGUUAUUUGGACCCCUCAGCUCAAACACGCUCCACCAGGUGGCAUCAUACCUCUGCUUACUGCCUCCUCUUCCUGAAGGGAAUGACACUAGCUAUGAAAAGGAUUUUCUGCUAGAGCUGCUGGUUUCCCGUCAUGAGAGACGAAUAUCUCAAAUUCAGCAACUCAACCAGAUGCCUCUGUAUCCCACGGAGAAGAUUAUUUGGGAUGAAAAUAUUGUCCCAACUGAAUAUUAUUCUGGAGAAGGCUGUCUUGCACUUCCCAAAUUGAAUCUACAAUUUUUGACUCUUCAUGAUUACCUGCUAAGGAACUUCAAUCUCUUCCGCUUAGAGUCCACCUAUGAAAUCAGACAGGAUAUUGAAGACAGUGUCAGUAGGAUGAAACCAUGGCUGUCAGAAUAUGGAGGCGUGGUUUUUGGUGGAUGGGCUAGGAUGGCACAACCCAUUGUCUCUUUCACAGUGGUGGAGGUUGCAAAGCCCAAUAUUGGUGAAAACUGGCCUAUGCGAGUCCGAGCAGAUGUCACAAUUAAUUUGAAUGUCCGAGAUAGCAUCAAAGAUGAAUGGGAAGGUCUGCGUAAACAUGAUGUCUGUUUUUUGGUUACGGUACGUCCCACACAACCUUAUGGCACUAAGUUUGACCGACGGCGACCUUUUGUUGAGCAAACUGGCCUGGUAUAUGUCAGAGGCUGUGAAAUCCAAGGCAUGCUGGAUGAGAAAGGCCGUGUUAUUGAAGAAGGACCCGAACCCAAACCUAGACUGAAAGGGGAUUGCAGAACGUACAGAGUAUUUCUGGACCCAAACCAGUAUCAACAAGACAUGACCAAUACAAUCCAAAAUGGAGCAGAAGAUGUCUAUGAGACAUUUAAUAUUAUAAUGAGAAGAAAACCAAAAGAAAACAACUUCAAGGCUGUUCUGGAGACUAUUAGGAAUUUGAUGAACACAGACUGUGUGGUUCCUGACUGGCUGCAUGAUAUCAUUCUUGGAUAUGGAGACCCAAGUAGUGCACAUUAUUCAAAAAUGCCAAAUCAGAUUGCAUCUCUGGAUUUUAAUGACACUUUCCUGUCCAUUGAUCACUUAAAAGCUAGCUUUCCUGGGUAUAAUAUUAAAGUGACUGUUGACAAUCCAGAUCUGCAAGUGCCGCCCUUCAGGAUAACAUUCCCAAUACAGGGAGGUAAAGGAAAGAAAAGAAAAGAAGAUGAUGGGAAUGAAGAAAAAACAGAAGAAACUAAAACGUUGAUUGUAGAGCCUCAUGUCAUUCCAAACAGGGGACCAUAUCCAUAUAAUCAACCUAAACGCAAUACUAUUCAAUUUACCCAUACUCAAAUUGAAGCUAUACGAGCAGGAAUGCAGCCCGGGCUAACUAUGGUAGUGGGUCCACCUGGUACAGGGAAAACUGAUGUUGCGGUCCAGAUAAUAUCCAAUCUUUAUCACAAUUUCCCAGAACAACGAACUCUUAUAGUUACUCACUCUAAUCAGGCCUUGAACCAGCUGUUUGAAAAAAUCAUGGCUCUAGACAUUGAUGAACGCCACCUCCUGCGUCUGGGUCAUGGAGAAGAGGAAUUAGAGACAGAGAAAGAUUUCAGCAGGUAUGGAAGAGUUAAUUAUGUUCUGGCUCGAAGACUUGAACUUCUACGAGAGGUUGGGCGAUUGCAAGAGAGUCUUGGAGUCCCGGGAGAUGUUUCUUACACUUGUGAAACAGCUGGCCACUUUUUCUUAUACCAAGUAAUGUCCCGUUGGGAGGAAUAUAUCAGCAAAGUGAAAGUUAAAGGUGGAAAAUUGCCAAAUGUUACAGACGUGUCCAGUUUCUUUCCUUUUCACCAGUAUUUUGCAAAUGCUCCUCAACCAAUUUUCAAAGGCAAAUCCUAUGAAGAAGAUAUGGAGAUUGCUGAAGGCUGUUUUAGACAUAUUAAGAAAAUAUUCACUCAGCUUGAGGAAUUCAGAGCAUUUGAACUUCUCCGCAGUGGCCUGGAUAGAUCCAAAUAUCUGUUGGUGAAAGAAGCAAAAAUCAUUGCUAUGACUUGUACCCACGCUGCUCUGAAACGACACGACCUAGUUGAAUUAGGUUUCAAAUAUGACAACAUCUUAAUGGAGGAGUCUGCACAGAUUCUGGAGAUAGAGACCUUUAUACCUCUCCUGUUGCAGAACCCUCAGGAUGGAUUCAGUCGUUUGAAGCGGUGGAUUAUGAUUGGUGACCAUCACCAGUUGCCACCAGUCAUUAAGAACAUGGCUUUUCAAAAAUACUCCAACAUGGAGCAGUCCCUCUUCACACGGUUUGUUCGUGUUGGAGUACCGACUGUUGAUUUGGAUGCACAAGGAAGAGCAAGAGCAAGUUUAUGUAACCUCUACAACUGGCGCUAUAAGAAUCUGGGUAAUCUGCCUCAUGUCCAACUUAUGCCGGAGUUUAGAACAGCCAACGCUGGGUUUUUGUAUGACUUCCAGCUUAUAAAUGUAGAAGACUUCAAUGGUGUGGGAGAGUCUGAACCCAAUCCUUAUUUCUAUCAGAAUCUUGGUGAAGCAGAGUAUGUUGUGGCACUAUUCAUGUAUAUGUGCCUGCUCGGUUACCCUGCAGACAAGAUAAGCAUCCUGACAACAUACAAUGGACAGAAACACCUGAUCCGUGAUGUCAUUAACCAGCGUUGUGGAAAUAAUCCCCUGAUCGGACGGCCAAACAAGGUAACAACUGUGGACAGAUUUCAAGGCCAACAAAAUGAUUAUAUCCUCCUGUCACUAGUGCGUACCAAAGCUGUAGGCCACCUUAGGGAUGUCCGACGAUUAGUUGUUGCCAUGUCAAGAGCCAGGCUUGGCCUUUAUAUCUUUGCAAGAGUAUCUCUGUUUCAGAACUGUUUUGAGCUAACUCCAGCAUUCAGCCAGCUCACAGCUAGACCACUUCACCUCCAUAUAAUUCCCACAGAAUGUUUUCCAGCAGCAAGACAGAACGGAGAACGACCAUCUCACCAAAUACAUGUUAUUAAGAACAUGCCUCAGAUGGCUAACUUUGUGUACAACAUGUAUAUGCACAUGAUACAGAGUACACGCCACUACCAACAGCGUUUAUUGCCCCCACCUGCCAUGACUGAAGAAGCUGAAGUGACUCCAACUCAAGAGACUGAAGAAGAAGUUGAAGUGCAAGGCAUGCAGGAAGAUGCAAAAGAAGAAAAUAAGGUAGAAGAAAUAAAGGAAGAAGAAUUGAAAGUGGCAGAAGUGGCUGAACAUCGAACAAUGCCAGAACACCCUGGAAGAGACAGUGAUAGUGAAGACAGUGAACCUGAAGAAGAGACUGAAAAGUGAUCCAAGUGAUGUUUGUCCUCAUAUCUGUAUUUCGGAAAACAGAUGGGAAAAAAGCAGUUAGAAAUAUGAUUGCUAUUUUUACAUAGACUUUUUUUAAAUGGUUGCUUGUGUAAUGUGACCUUGUUUUGUAUAUUUUCACUGAAUACCUUGUGGACAAGCAAAAUGAUUGGCAAACAUUUUACUGAGUUCUUGUCAGUAAUGUAAUUUGUUUAAUUGCCUCAAAUGAUAUAGUUUCCUUUUCAUAAGUUUUCCAGUAAAGAUACUUUUAUACAAGUUGUGAAUAUUUUUUUAAGUUAUUGGUCUUUAAUUCAAUCACUGAGUUAUACGUUAAAAUUUACUGAUUAACUGUAUCCAGUAUUGACCAGACAGUCUGUAGUUUCCUUAAUAUUUUACAGUGGAUAAUUUCUUACGCAGAACUGCUCUUAUAUACACUGAGAUGGCAUAUUAGGUUUAGGCUCAAGUUCAGUAAGAUUUAAUUGCACAGAUGAGCUAUGUGAAUUACCAUGGGACUUUGAAAUUUUUAAAAAGCUUUAUUGAAUCAUUCCUUACACAAGAAGUAAAAGUGUAGCUUUUUAACAGCAUUAUUAAGUUAGUGCUUUGAAAUAGAAUCUCUCAUUUUUAGGAUAAAGCCCUACUAUGAGGAAUAAAUAUUAAAGCAGUUCACUAAAUGAAGGAUUUACAAAACAUGUAAUACUGAUAGUAAAGACAUAAUGGCUGAGUGGGUUUUCUAGAGUAAUAUCUUUCCUAGAGUAAUACGUCUUUCAUAAAGUGACAAGUGAGAAGUUUUUCCCUGGUUUGUGAAAAAUAUCUGCCAAUUUAGCAAAUUUUCCAGUGAUAGAGUAAUAGAAUCAUUAAGGUUGGAAGAGACCUCCAAGAUCAUCUGGUCCAACCAUCCCCCUGUGACCAAUGUCACCCACUAAACCAUGUCCCUAAGCAACCCAAUAAAACAUGUAUUUCCAAGUUUGAUUUUCAAACAGAGUAGUAGCCUGAGGAACAUCUUUGACUGCUGACAAUGGGGAAGUACUUGGGUUUCAAGUAUUGCAGUUCUGGAUCUGCCAGAAGAAUUUCCUCGUUAAAUGGAUUAGAGAUUCAUCAACCUACAUUAACCUAUUACUACAACUUAAGGUCUUUAUUUUUUCUUAAUAUUUUUGUAGUAUAAUCAAAUAAAAAAUCAAAUAUAAGCCAAGCUCAAUGAAACACAUGUAUUUUAUAUUUGUGCACUCAUUUCACCUGCCUUUCCCCCCUCUAACUCUGUCAGUUACAGGGUAGCUCAGGAGUAACAAACCAUAAUACUUACUAUUGGCACAUACAUGUAGUAUUCAUUUUUCUGGUUUGCUUUGCAUCCACUGCUGAGCCAUCUCAGACAAGAAUACUCUUUUGAACAGAUUUGUAUUCUGUCAUUGUUUGUUCUGUGUGGAAAGGAAUGUACUGCUUACUUACAAACAGUCUGCCUUUGGAGGACAAGUAGCAGUUGAUGUCAGGGUGGUAAGCUUCCUGCAGUAAUGUUCACAUGUUCAAGCAGGGAUGAAUAAUACAGGGCCUUCAGGCAAUAUGUGACAAACUCAGCUGAGGGUUGUCAUCUUUGUUUUCCAAACCAUUUUCUAUAAAUAUGAGUCUGACAAUCGCUUACUGUGCUCAGAAUUUUAGGAAACAGUGGUAAAGGAUUCUGGAAGGUUUUUUUCUUUUGUUUUGUUUUCCUAAAAUGGAUGAUUUAACUGGCAGGGAUUCUAUCAAUAAAUACAACAGAAAAAGCAUCCAAAGCUGAAAGGGAUUGUGAAGACAUCCUUGAUUCGUAUGUUGUUUGUGGUGAAAUCUUGCUGUUGGUCUGAGAGCACACUGGCCUGUGUGAUGCUGCAUCCCAUGUGCAGGCAUGCAUAUGUGGUCCCUUCUGACUCACUGGGUCUUUGUAGAACAACAGCCAGGUAUACAGUUAAAUUUCUAGACCUCAGUGUUGCCCUAAAAUGGUGAGUAGACUUGUGACAAAGAUUUUAUUGGCUAGUCCUUGCUGCAAUCUUCUGUACGUUAAACUUUACACUUUUCGACAACAUGAAAGCAUUGGGAGAAUGCAUUUUCAGAAGCCUGGAAAAUAAUGUUUAUCAUGUAGCAGUGGUUGGAAAAUUCUUUAUAGAUUUGGAGGCCUUUUAAAAAAAAAAAAAGAAAAAGAAAAAAAACGGUUUAGUUUAUGCUUUACCAAAAAAUAAUAAACAUAACAUUUUCCAGGAAAAUAUAUUUAGUUUUGAUUUUCUAUUUAAACUUUAGUAUGAAAAAGAGUUGGUGGGAGAAGUGAUAAUGUUAAUUUUGACCUACACACUUUGUUUUCCAAAGGCAAUGUUUGGUUGGAAUUUAGCAUCCCCCUUUUGAUGUCUGUAUCUUUAUUCUAGCGACCAACGAGGUCUAGAUGUUAAUAAUGUAUUUAACUCCUGAGAUAAUUGAAAUUUCAAACAAAAAUCAUGAUAUAUAUAUAUGUUGUGGUUUUUUUUUAAGUGAAAAAUGAAAAAAACAACCACCAUUCAAGCAUUAUUGCAAAGAAUGAUUAUAGCAGUGCAUGAAAACCUAGAGAACAAAAUCCUUGUGAAGAUCCUUUAAACAUAUGAACAAAAGGAAAAUAUUUAAAAGCUUUUUUUUUAUUAUUAUUAUUGUUCCAAAGCCAUGCAAUAAAAAACUAAGGACAUUUUAAAUGAAA